AUGGCCCCAGUGGCCACCGCGUUCUCACAAUGGCGCUCGCCGCCGCCAGCUACGACUCUUGCUCUCGACCCCAUUGACCUGCACCACAACUCGUCGUCCCCUGGACCCGAUGCAAAUGUCGACCUGCUGCACCCCAGCUUCCUCCCGCCAUGCGAGCAUGGUAACAAGGAGGGUGAGAUGCACGCCCAUGCCUUUGAUCUCCUGUCGCUUGCUGGUGGUCGUUCGUCAUCGGCCAAGGGUGGAAGCGGGGUGGAACCUCAGUCUGUCCCUGCGACGUCUUAUCUGUCCACCACACGUCCCCCUGCCAAUGCAGGGUCCAAUGGUGCUGCCACCACUGGCGCUCCCCCUGCAACAACCAAGGCUCGUCGCAUGAGCUCGUCGACUACUGGCGUUCUUGGUCGUGGCAAGUUGGGUCUCACUGGCGACUCGGGUCUUACUGCUGCUCAGGCCACCCGCCCCAGCCUCGUCACGCACAACACGACUGGCUCUCCUAUCCCUGCUGGCCGUCGUCUGUCCAACGCCGCCCUCACUGGUACCUCGCCCCAGCUCUUUGACUUUACCAAGACGGACCGUCGUCCCACAUCGUCUCGUACCAACUCGAGGUCGGGAGCUAUUGCCGCGUCCCUCCCCUCGCGUGGCAUCGCCGGUGCUGCUGGGCGUAUGCAGCCUCCUCCUGCGAUCCAGCCGCAGACCGACGACAUGGAGCUUGACAUGGCCUUUGAUGGCGACGACGACGACGAGCGUUCGGGCGGCCGAAGCGGCAGCGCCGAGCUCGACAUGGACAUGGACGGCGAUGGCGAGAUUAGCAUGACCGAGCCUGAUUGGGAGAAGCUGGCCCUCGGGACCGGGUCCGGCGGUAUCAAGGGCAGGAGAAAGGGCAUGGUGUUCAAGUGCGAAAACUGCGCAAAAGAGUACCGUCACCCUUCAUGCCUGAUCAAGCAUCGCUGGGAGCACAGUCCGCACUGGCGCGAGCCAACGCAGAUCUCGAUGAGCAAGCACCAGCAGGUGCAGAUGCUCGAGGCUGCGGCUAUUCUUGCACACCUCGACCCUACCAGCAACCAGGGCCGCUCGCUGCCGACCGACAAGUCGCUCUGGCCGGCCAUCCUUUCGCCUGCUGGCGAGACUGUUCCGCUUCCCGGCUCGGCGCGUUCCCGUGCUCGUGACCUUCCCGGCCUGCGCUCGCCAAGUUCCAACGCCGCGCCUCUCACUCCAUCGUCUCUGCGCGAGGUGGCCAACUUUGGCAGCAAGCCCCGCAAGUCGAGUCCCGGGUCGGACUCGACCUCGUCGCUCGGUGGUGGUUCCGAGGCCUUUACCAGUGGCUCUCCCAACCCCAACGGUCUCGGCUUCAAGCCCAACGGCAACUCGCACACGCGUGCCAUGGGCAUCAACGACCCGGGCCGUCGCAACUCGUCCAUCUCGUCGGGCCCAGGCCCCACGACGCCGCACUCGCUCGGCUCGCUCCCUGACAUGAACGGCCUGCACUUCCACGGCUCGACCCCGACGGGAACCAGCCCCAUCCCCAACCGCGGCGGCAUGCUCAGCCUCACGGCCCGUGCCAGCAUGAUUGGCGGCGGCAUGUUUGGCUCCCGCUCGGGCUUCAAGGUGCCCGACUCGGGCCUGCGUGGCGGCGUGGCCGAGGACGACGAGGACGACCUCGAGUACGGCCUCGGCGGCCACCGCGGCAAGAGCUCGUCCGAGGAGGCCGACGCCCGCCGGCGCGACGACGAGACCGGGUUUGAAAUUGACGACAUGGAGCUCUAG
Messenger RNA from Apiotrichum porosum, 1761 nucleotides. RefSeq lists its product as uncharacterized. The transcript has 5 exons. Bases 1 to 1761 code for a protein of 586 amino acids. NCBI's taxonomy places the organism in Eukaryota, Fungi, Basidiomycota, Tremellomycetes, Trichosporonales, Trichosporonaceae. The record is from RefSeq and is a predicted model, not a curated record.